This is a messenger RNA of Aethina tumida (small hive beetle), 2811 nucleotides long. RefSeq names its product potassium voltage-gated channel protein Shal (gene Shal). Gene Ontology annotation, cellular component: membrane; voltage-gated potassium channel complex. Gene Ontology annotation, biological process: potassium ion transmembrane transport; protein homooligomerization. The record is from RefSeq and is a predicted model, not a curated record. Gene Ontology annotation, molecular function: protein binding; A-type (transient outward) potassium channel activity. Bases 663 to 2375 code for a protein of 570 amino acids. NCBI's taxonomy places the organism in Eukaryota, Metazoa, Arthropoda, Insecta, Coleoptera, Nitidulidae. The transcript is spliced from 3 exons.
CGGUCGGUCCGUAUUGUCGGUCUGUGCUGCACUGACCGCAGUUACCAGUGAGUGUGAGAGACAAUAACAGACACCAACAUGAUUGCACGCGUGCCUGAAAUAGGCCUGUGUCGGUUAACACGUCAUUUUUGUUGAUAUGUUGUUUAGUUUGCUGGACAACGAACGGUGAUGAUUUGAUUCAAGCAGCGCGACCGGACGGAUGGACGGACUGACUGACUGCUAAAUAGGCUACAGCACUGCUACACCGCUAAACUGCAAUACUGCAAUACUGCAAUACUGCAAUACUGCAAUACUGCAAUACUGCAUGCAAUACUGCAAUACUGCAUUACUGCCAGGCCCGCUGCAAGAACUCCAAGCAAGUAAGCCAGUUAAGCCAACCAAUCAAUCAUCCAAUCAAUCAUCCAAUCAUCCAAUCAUCCAAUCAACCAGCCAGCCGAUCAACUAAAAAUAAUAAUAACCGUCGAAGAUUAUUGCAAUGCAUAAUUAGUGCAGGAGUGCAGCAGAGUGACGUUGCGCCGAAGAUGAGCGGCUGAGGGUGAGGAAGUGAGGAAGCGGCGCUGUUCCCCGUGACGAGGAGUAGCAGGUAGCAGGUAGUUAAAGUAGUGAGUUGUGUGAGUGUUGGAGGUCCGUGAGUGCGAACACCGAACAUUCCGCCGCACAGUAUGGCAUCGGUCGCCGCUUGGUUGCCAUUUGCACGGGCGGCGGCCAUAGGAUGGGUCCCGAUCGCCACUCAUCCGUUGCCACCACCCCCGAUACCCAAGGAUCGUCGGAAGACCGACGACGAAAAGUUACUGAUCAACGUGUCCGGCCGCCGUUUCGAGACCUGGAGGAACACACUCGAAAAGUAUCCCGACACGUUGCUCGGCUCGAACGAACGUGAAUUUUUCUACGACGAAGACUGCAAAGAGUAUUUCUUUGACCGCGAUCCGGACAUCUUCCGACACAUUCUCAAUUAUUACAGAACGGGCAAGCUCCAUUAUCCCAAACACGAGUGUCUGACCAGCUACGACGAGGAGCUGGCCUUCUUCGGCAUUCUGCCGGACGUGAUCGGUGAUUGCUGUUACGAGGACUAUCGCGACAGGAAACGCGAAAACGCCGAACGUUUGAUGGACGAUAAACUGUCGGAGAAUGGUGACCAGCAUCUGCAACAGCUCACCAACAUCAGACAAAAGAUGUGGAGGGCCUUCGAGAACCCGCACACAUCGACGGCCGCUUUAGUUUUCUACUACGUGACCGGAUUCUUCAUCGCGGUCUCCGUGAUGGCCAACGUGGUCGAAACGGUGCCGUGCGGCAGCAGACCGGGUGGUGCGGGCUCCUUGCCAUGUGGCGAACGCUACAAAAUCGUGUUCUUCUGUCUCGAUACCGCCUGCGUGAUGAUAUUCACCGCAGAGUAUCUGCUCAGAAUGUUUGCCGCCCCCAAUCGCUACAAAUUCGUCAGAUCCGUCAUGAGCAUCAUCGACGUCGUCGCCAUUCUACCUUACUACAUCGGCUUGGGCAUCACCGACAACGACGACGUGUCCGGUGCUUUCGUCACCCUCAGGGUGUUCAGGGUCUUCAGGAUCUUCAAGUUCUCCAGACACUCGCAGGGUCUACGUAUAUUGGGCUACACGUUAAAGUCCUGUGCUUCCGAACUCGGCUUCCUCGUAUUCUCUCUCGCUAUGGCAAUCAUCAUUUUCGCCACUGUCAUGUUCUACGCAGAGAAAAACGUUGGAAAAACCUUCACAUCCAUUCCUGCCGCUUUCUGGUACACCAUCGUCACCAUGACUACAUUAGGAUAUGGUGACAUGGUACCUGCAACUAUAGCUGGUAAAAUUGUGGGAGGUGUCUGUUCACUUAGUGGUGUGCUGGUAAUCGCUUUGCCAGUACCUGUAAUUGUGUCGAACUUUAGUCGAAUUUACCAUCAGAAUCAACGGGCCGACAAGAGGAAAGCGCAAAGGAAGGCCCGCCUGGCCCGCAUCCGCAUCGCCAAGGCGUCGUCGGGCGCUGCGUUCGUCAGCAAGAAGAAGGCAGCCGAGGCGCGACUGGCCGCCCAAGAAUCGGGCAUCGAGCUGGACGACAACUACAGAGAGGAGGACAUCUUCGAGCUGCAGCACCACCACCUGCUGCGCUGCCUCGAAAAGACCACCGACCGCGAAUUCGUCGAGCUGGAGGUGCCCUACAACGGGCACCCGAAGAGGCCCGGCUCCCCAUCGCCGAUGGCCAGCCCGGCCCAUUCGGCCGUCUCCAUGGGCCUGUUGCAGUCGUGCUGCGGCAGAUGCUGCCCCAGGAGAUACCAGCAGGCGUGCGGUAAAUACAUGCCGGCCGCCUCCGCGGCCCAAACCAACCAAACUGGCAGCGGCAUGGACGGGACCUAUCUCGUUGAGGCGUCUUUCUAAGACAUAUCACUGACAUCCUCAUCCGUUGCCUUCAACAGGACCACCGGUGCAGGCAGGGCCUCCGACUUGAUGAUUUACACGCAUACACGCAUGUAACAUUGGAAUUUACACCUUGCUUUUUGCAGAUCGUGAUCGAGGCUGCAGUUUUGAGGUGAAGGAGGUAGAGAUGCUUUGAAACCAAACCAGUAUUUUGACUUCAUUUGCAUUCAUAGAUAAAUAGUUGUUUCUCAUAACUAAGUCUGCCAAAAAUUUGGUGUAAAUUUCCUUAUCGAAAUGUUAUAAAUAAAAUUACUGACUGAUGAUAUUCAGAACCAGUUCGAGUCUCGCAAAAAAAAAAAAAAUUUACGUUCUUUAACAUUUUCAUCGAUACUGUUGUGUAAACUGUGUAGCAUAAAUUGUGAUAUAGCUAAUAAUUGAAAACAGUUCAUUGAUUCUA